AUGAAAGCAUUUUCUAUUUUAGUUGAUAAUUCUAAAUCACUUUAUUCAUGGAUUUACAUUUUAUUAUUAUCUCAUACAAACACAUCUCUUUUCUUUGACAAGAUCUCAAACAAAGUUGAAAGUGAUAUUCUUUCUCUUGCACGCAAAGGCGACAUCACAUAUUUCGAACCAUUUUACAAACAGAAAAGUAUCGAAAUCAGUCUAGUUAUUUCAUCUAUUAAUGUCAAAGAUUUUGUUUGUAAGAACUUUCCAUUAAUCAGUCUUGAAUAUCAUAAGAGUCGCGAAAUUUCUGAUUUUCACAAAGGUGUUUACGAAUUGUUGAUGAGUGAAGUUUUGAGUUCAUUAAAUUCAGAGUUCAUUGUUUUAGAAGAAAUGGUUUCAUGGAUGAGUUUUUCGACAGAAAUCAAAGACCAGAAGAGUUCUAUUGAUGAUUACAGUCCAAUUUAUUUCACCCUUUGUUCCCGUUCAUUUCCAUUUUAUCCCCCUCGUUUGUUAUCCCCAUCAUAUUUCAGUCGUUGUGAAAUCGAAUACGAUUAUUACAGCAAGCAAGCAGUUGCAACACAUCGAAACGACAUUACUGAUUUAUUCUUGAAGAUCCACAACAACGAAGGUAAUUUGCUCUAUAAGUUUAAUACCGAAUUAUCACGUUUUUCACAGAAAUUGCAUUGUUCCGUUUUUUUCUUCGAAACAUCAUUUGAUGUUGUCACAUUUUCAGAACUUCAACAUGAUAAAAUGAUUCUUCAAGAUUUAGGUCAUGAUGAAAUGAAGAAUCUUAUCAACGAAUCUAUUCAAGGUGACUGGGGCAGUACAUCCAUUUUUGCUGGUCGAAUUGUCAUCAGCGUCAAAUACUCACAAUUAAUUUAUGUUCAUAAGAAUGAACAAAAAUAUAUUUUUUGGGGUUUCGAAUGUGGUAGUUUUAUUUUAACAUUUUGUAAACAGAAUUCAGAUGAAAUCAGUCCAUUUUUCAGUAAGAUCAUCGAAAAGUGUUUAGAUUCACUUCCUCCUUUCCCAUUCAUUCAUCGUGUUAAAUCUAUUGAAGAAUCACUCCAAAAGUU
Molecule: messenger RNA, 1055 nt
Organism: Trichomonas vaginalis G3
Lineage: Eukaryota; Parabasalia; Trichomonadida; Trichomonadidae
Exons: 1
Source: RefSeq, a predicted model, not a curated record